Molecule: messenger RNA, 636 nt
Organism: Quercus robur (English oak)
Lineage: Eukaryota; Viridiplantae; Streptophyta; Magnoliopsida; Fagales; Fagaceae
Exons: 1
Coding region: 1-636 (211 amino acids)
Molecular function (GO): nucleic acid binding; zinc ion binding
Source: RefSeq, a predicted model, not a curated record
AUGUGUAUAGAUCUCAAAAUCCAAAGCCAAGCCAACAAGAGCAAAGCCAAGUACGAAAUAGGAAAUUUCUGUACCCAAUACGGCCUACCUUCAGUCACCCCCAAAAGGAAAUCCAAACACAGAGGAGAAGAACCCUCUGAGAAAUCCUAUAGGGAGAAAACAGCCUCCAAGUACUAUAGAAAACAAAAACUCAAAAAUGAUGAUUUCUAUAAGAAAGGAAAAUCCAAGUCUACAGGAAAAUUCAUACCUAAAACAUCAGGAAAAUGUUUUAAGUGUGGAAAGAAAGGCCAUUUCCAGAAAGAGUGUAAAGCUAAGGCCAAAUCCCUUAUCAACACCCUCAUUAGUGACCAAACCAGUAAGGAAGAAAUCUUCAAACUCUUAGAACUUGACCACCUAAAAAGUGAGUCCAAUGGAGAAGAGAUACACCAGCUGUAUAGAUCAUCCUCUGAAACCUCUAGAGUAUCUUCUAGCUCCUCUAGUGGCACAGAUGAAAUAUUAACUUGCCAAGAUAGUUGUUGCAGAAACAAGACUAUCAGUGUUCUUUCCAAGCAAGAAGAACUGCUCUUAGAUCUCAUAGAACAUAUCGAAGACCCAGUUGAAAAAGCUCAAAGACUCAGUGAGUUCCACAAAACCUAG